Nezara viridula (southern green stink bug) is the source of this 306-nucleotide messenger RNA. Lineage: Eukaryota; Metazoa; Arthropoda; Insecta; Hemiptera; Pentatomidae. The record is from the annotation of a GenBank genome assembly.
AUGCUCGGUUCGAAAACGAAUCUAAACACGAUGGGUAGGCAAAUAGCAGUAAAAUCCUCACGAAAAGUUGUGAAAUUGGACGCACGAAACCAUAAAGACAGCACUCACACUAAAGAAUUCAGCUAUGAUCGCGUGGUAAAAGAGUUGAAAAUAUACAUAGAUGAAAUAAACAUUAAAGUAGCAAAACUUCUAGGUCACAGCAUUGGGGGAAGAACUAUGAUGACGUUCGCCCGUACUAAGCUAGACAUGUUUCACCAUCUUUCAAGAUCUGGUCGUUAUGUGCAUCUCUCCUUACAGCCUGAGUGA